Messenger RNA from Hypoxylon trugodes, 5761 nucleotides. RefSeq lists its product as uncharacterized. Gene Ontology annotation, biological process: ribosome-associated ubiquitin-dependent protein catabolic process; rescue of stalled cytosolic ribosome. Bases 215 to 5137 code for a protein of 1640 amino acids. The transcript has 4 exons. The record is from RefSeq and is a predicted model, not a curated record. NCBI's taxonomy places the organism in Eukaryota, Fungi, Ascomycota, Sordariomycetes, Xylariales, Hypoxylaceae. Gene Ontology annotation, molecular function: ubiquitin protein ligase activity; ribosomal large subunit binding. Gene Ontology annotation, cellular component: cytosol; RQC complex.
GUUAAAUAUUGCAAGCUGUUACUUACGUACGCCGAACAUCACAUACAUCACAUACAUCACGUAUAAUCUAUACACUCGCUUGCCUUCAAUCAUAACCAAAUCGAUAAUAUCACUCUCUAAAUAUUUAACAUAAAUCAUUUUCAAAAUAGUGAUGACGGUGCGGCACAUGAGAAAAUAUCUCGAUGGUUAGAGGAGCUAAACGACUCCUAUUGCCAUGAGUCGGAAACCGGCAAAGUCGCGUGCCACAAGCGGCAAGGCGCCCACCAGUUUCGGUCCCAGUUCCUUUGGCGCUUUCUCGACUUCCUCCAGAGACACCGAUCUCUCCUAUCUAGCCGAACCACCCGAUCUAUCUUCCGUAUCCGACGCCAACGUUGUCGUAUCGCUCAAGAACCUACAGAAAAAGGAUGCGACAACCAAGGCAAAGGCCUUAGAAGAAUUGGUCACAUAUGUGCAGGCCCACCCAUAUGAGCAAGAUGGCGGCAUAGAGGAGCCUAUAAUAGAAGCUUGGGUUCAAUUAUACCCUCGCAUCUCGAUAGACAAUUCACGCCGUGUCCGCGAGCUAUCCCACAUACUUCAAUUCGAAUUCACGAAGUCCGGUCGCAAGCGCACAGAAAAACGUAUACCCAAGAUUGUUGGUUCUUGGCUUGCUGGUACCUUCGACAAAGACAAAGCUGUAUCUCGCGCUGCUACUGAAGGGCUUUCCUCCUUUCUUACAACGCCGGAGAAGAUAAUACAAUUCUGGAAACGAUGUCAGGCACAAAUUCUGAGUUAUGCAUCCGACGCCAUGAAAGAGACACCGGAUACACUGAGCGAUGAGCGAUCUACUAAUGCUGAUGACGCCGAAGCCAAGUAUUAUCGGGUGCUCGGAAGCAGCAUCGCGUUGGUCCUAAAUCUCCUACAGAAACUCGACCUUUCAGACAUUGAGAAAUAUCAGGAUAGUUAUGAUCAAUUUUUUGAGCAGGAUAAGAUAUGGGCUAGUGUGACUGUCAAUGAUGCUACUGUGCGACGAUUGGCCUGUCAACUCUUAUCCGUAUGCCUCGAGAAACGAGCGGGAAGGAUUGAGGCGGAUCUUGCUCGGCUUAGCAAAACCUUUGUUGCCGAAGGAUUAAAGUGUAGCCAAGUAGGCUCUGCAGCGGAAUACAUAAGUGUGUUGACUGAACUGACCGCAAAACAUCCAACAAUAUGGACAUCUGACUACCGCGGAAAAAAGUCGUCGGCAUCUAGAUUGAAAAGCUUCUUAGAGAAAGGUUCCCAAAGUAGCACACCGAAGUUCUGGGAAUCGCUCAAUCUCUUGAUCGAAGUCAUUCCAGCUGAUGUACUUCCAAAGGAGCUCGACGAGUCAUUAGGCUUCUUAAAGUCUGUGGCUAUAGGCCUAGCCAGAAGAGAUGAGCCCCGCACUAAUGCCGUCGAUGGUUGGUCGACCUAUUUUGGCAUUGCCAGGCGCUUUAUCUCAGUCGCCAAAUCCUCUGAGGAUCGAGUCAAGAUAGCACAGGAAAACAUUUUCCCCCUCAUUGCACAUUAUAUCCAUUCAAGCCCUGAAACGUUAUCGUGGUCAUCAGGAAGCCAACAGCUAAUAUUAAUCAAAGCAUAUACGUCAACAGCGAUCUCUCCAUUUAAUGAUGUUAGGGAGGCCACAGAGUCGGCAUGGAGCCAAUGGAAAGAGGAGUUCAGAUCGCGAGCUCGCAGUUCAUUACCAGAGACAUCUAAGGAGCAUGAAAUAUCUCAAAAAUCAAUCCUCGACGAGGGCCAUAGGUGGUUUUCCUUGACAGGUUGGAUUUCAGACGUUCAUGAGAGAACCAUCAAUACCGAACGCCCAAUUCCAGAUAUACCGGCCAAAUACUCCCUAGAACUACUUCAAGACUUUUUAGAGUUGCUAGAGACAAGGAAUUGGAAGCCAUUUGGGAUAGCAGCAACUGUGAAAUCAGCCUUUCAACUGUCCCCUCGGCUCUUUAAGCAGUCCUCAGACGCUACAGACGAAAUACUCGGCCAUUUAAUGAAUUUACUUUCAAGAAACGGAACGGAUUUCCUCCAAACUUCAUCCGCGCCUUAUAUCCUUUCUAGUAUUAAUUUAAUUGGCCGAAUCCCUGAACAAGAGCAGAAGCAUAACAAGAUUUGGAAUGCGAGCAUUGCAAUCCUCCUCGAGCAGAUUGAAAACCCCGGAGUCUUAUCAGCACUCACGACAUUAAUCUCGACUGAACAUGCCAGCGCACUCGCUAAACAGGUGCAGGAGCUCCAAGCUGAAUUGAUAAAACGGUGCUUGAUGCAGGCUGUGAACACAAAAGAGCAAAGCUGGGACCUUUUCAAUACUAUAUUCACGUUUAAUACCUUGACGGAUAAUGCUGCAAAAAGGCUCAUUAAAGAACUCGGAAGCCGUAUCAUGAAUAGUCUAGGCCAACCUAAUCCCGGCGUGAUCAAGGGCCUACGCAUCAUAGCAGGAAAAGCGCCAGACCUCCUUUUACAGGACGAGGUGACCCAUAUGAGCUUGAUGGCUAGCUUGCUUAGCGUGUCUGAACGAUUCGUCGCUAACUCUGAUCUAGCCAUACUAAAAGGAUUGAUGGGUAACCCUUCAGCUAGUGGUUCUAGAUUACCUGAAUUGGUGCAAAGAAGCCUUUCUACUGCUGAUUCAACUUCGCUCUCGAUUGAAACUCUUGUUGGGCAAAUCACGCAAGCCGCCAUCGCUGGCUCGAGCGGAAAUGAACAGCUAGAACGGCUGAUACCGGAUACCAAAAUAUGGAGGGAGGAGUUAGCUCUCUUCCUACGAGAAAAACCGAAACCGUCCUUCGCUAUCACGAGUGCUCUUGGUGGUGCUUACUUUCUCCCUACAUUGCCAUCGGCAACGGACGAUACACCCAUACGUCGAGAUAGAUACGGCUUUUCAAUCCCGGAACGUAUGGGAUUAUACCUAACCCAUCUACUUUCUUCGGGAUUCCAGACCAACGCUUUACCACACCAAACACAAGUGGAGAUAGUGAUAUGCCUGUGUCUGACUACAGGAUUAGUAUCAGACCAGUUGACUGACGAGACCGAAGAUAAAAUCCUGGACUCGAGGUUUUCUGUUGAGACUACUUUGGAUAGGAGAACUUUACUCGCACCUACACGAAGGGUCAUCAUCGAUAUAGCUGAUAAAGCUGAAGGGUGGAGGGAUGGGACUGGCGCGAAAGCGUCGAGGGUGAUGCACGACGUUAUACGAAUAUUACUCGACGAGUCCAGAUCACUGACGCCUAUGGGGCUAUACGCUGCGAAGGCUCUAAGCGAGAUUCUUCAGGCGCUUGCGGACAAACACGGCUUCCCCUCCCGUGGGGAGCAAUGGCUUGCGGAUUUGGAUAUCCUCAAAAAUAGUCCUUCGACCGUCCUUCCCGCGAUAGCUGUCCUGAGCGGCCUUGGAGAAACGAUAUCUUCUUCGAGGGUAGUAAGUAAUUUUUGCAAUCGCUUAGUCAGUGAUGCUGCGGGGGCCAAUCUCGGCCAGGAGAAAGCUCUCAUCGUUCUCGUACUUCUCAAUGUCUGCAUGCGAAUAUAUGACCUCGGAGAACUUCCUGUCGCGAAUAACCGAUUGGUUUUUGGAGUCAAGCAAAUCACCUCGUGGUUUGAUACUCCCGAAGAGGUCGACUCUCAUUUUGCAGCAGAAGCCUGUCGUUCUCUCCAACACCUCCUCCCUUGCGUUAAGGACGUAUAUGGUCCCUAUUGGGAAAAAUCGUUAGAUUUUUGCAUAUACCUUUGGACGAAAUCUAAAGCCGAUCCCCUUGAGCCCCGCAUAGCAGAAAUAUACCACUCCCUCCGUCUUUAUACCACAUUGCGGUCAAUGGAGGACCCUAACGACGACCUCGUCGAUACCCUACAGUCAUCUGUGGAGAAAACCUCGGAAGCAUUAAUUGGAUUGCUCAAAAUUCCCAGGACAAGAAUAUCGCAGCCGGUGAGUACUGUGGAUUCAAUAAUCUGUCGAGAGGUAGAGAUAAUUCCUUUACACCACAUUAAGGAUUACUCAGAACUAUAUGGAUUAUUGGCGAGCGAAUCUCAGUACGUCCAAACAGCGGCAUUCAAUGUUCUUCAUAAGGCAUUACCCGCUGCACAAGAGAGUUUAUCCGUAGACAUCCUCCUAGAGAAGAAAGAUGCUCAGCUUCCCGGCGAGCUCCUGUCUCUCCUUCUGGACGCGCCAACAUUCGAGGCUUGCUCAGACGAGCUUGCUAUACCUCAUUUCCCUAGGUCGAUUCGUUCAUACCUGCUCUCAUGGCAUCUGGUCUUUGAUUCCUUCGGAACCGCGUCAUUUAAAGUACGAAGUGAUUAUACGGAAAAUCUCAAGACAGCGAACUACAUCGGCCCUCUACUAGAGUUCACAUUUGAUGUUCUAGGUCACUCGGCGGCUCGUCCCCUAAAUAUAGAAAAGGCCAAUUUUACGGAAGAUCAGAUUAAAAAGUAUGAUCUCAUUCUUGCGGAGGCCGAAACUGAUGAGAGGAACAUGCAGUGGCUUCUUAUUCAUCUGUUCUACCUUGUGCUGAAGUACGUACCCACUCUAUUCAAGGGGUGGUAUCUCGAAUGCCGUUCGAAGCAGACGAGAAUUGCCGUCGCAGAUUGGAUGACUAAGUACUUCUCUCCAAUUAUCAUAAAAGAGGCCUUGGAAGACGUUUCACACUGGAAGGACAACCAGGAAGCGCCCGCGGAAGACGAAAAAGAAUUAAUUGUUAAAAUCAGCCGUUCCGCCAAGGAGAUAACUGCCGGAUACGAAGUGGAUGAACUGCAAGCCUCGAUCGUAAUAAGGAUCCCACAAGAAUAUCCACUUGAAACAGUCACAGUAGCGGGAAUAAAUCGUGUGGCGGUUAACGAGAGGAAAUGGCAGAGCUGGAUCAUAACAACACAGGGUAUCAUUACCUUUUCAGGCGGGAACAUUAUCGAUGGUCUCACCGCGUUCCGCCGUAACAUAGUUGGUGCGAUGAAGGGGCAGACCGAAUGUGCUAUUUGCUACAGUAUCAUCAGUACCGAUAAGAAGACGCCAGACAAGCGCUGCCAGACGUGCAAGAAUCUCUUCCACCGCACUUGUCUGUACAAGUGGUUCCAAAGUAGUAAUCAAAAUACCUGCCCGUUGUGUCGAAAUCCGAUUGAAUAUCUUGGUUCCGAUAGGAGAGGAGCUAGGACUGGAUUAUGAGGCAAAUUACCCAACGUACGUCAAUCGUCAAGGCAUGCGACAGACAGACAACGGGGUUUUCAAACUUGGGGAAAUGAAUCGGCAACGGCCUACCCAGAUAAUGGAUGACUUAUAAAACCACAAAUAUGUGCGCAUGGUUUGUAAGGAAGAGUACUUCCUCCUCGUAAAUUUAACUGGCUGGGAGUUCGAAGGACGUCCGACAGCGUAGUUUAAUUAACGAGAACGCCGGCUGUCGGUGUCCCUUCGGACUCUCAGCUGGUUAAAUUUGCGAGGAGGAAGUACUCUUCCUCGCAGACUGUGCGCGCAUCUUUGCGGCGAUAGGCCAUAAAUAAUAAAUAGUGAAAUACAAAAUCAUAUAGAAAAAAAAAUCUCAACCCCAGGGCUCGAACCCGGAUCUGCGGUCCCUUCUGGGCCUAGGUAGAGGCCGUAUCAUCCCCGUUUUGGCUUACCUAGGUGUCAACCGCCGUGCUAACCAUUACACCAGGCUGGGCUAAUCGUGCGUGAUUGAUCUGCCUUAGGGAUUUUUGAAGAAAAGUGGUAUAUAAAGUUCAAACUCUUCCGCACGCACACGUCAAAGCGACGAAAGCUUGAAGGUCGUAGGUUUUUUCAUCCGAAUCAUGCCGG